This is a messenger RNA of Pediculus humanus corporis (human body louse), 1420 nucleotides long. Its product is annotated as protein msta, isoform B, putative. The transcript is spliced from 6 exons. Gene Ontology annotation, molecular function: protein binding. The record is from RefSeq and is a predicted model, not a curated record. Lineage: Eukaryota; Metazoa; Arthropoda; Insecta; Psocodea; Pediculidae. The annotation marks the transcript as partial.
AUAUUUGGUUGCUUCGAAAUCAAUAAAACAAGGAGAAAUUAUUCUUGAAGAUGAACCGAUUGUUGUUGGUCCCUGUCAAGAAUCAAAACCUCUUUGUAUCGGUUGUUACACCGAUAUAGAUUUAAACGACUCAAAUAAAUAUUUUAGGUGUGUCAACUGUACCUGGCCACUUUGUAGCAAUCAAUGUAAAGGUUUUUUUAAUAAAUUUGGUCAUAGCAAAGAAGAAUGCGAAACGUUUUCAAAAUCUUUCGUUAAAAAUAAAGAAAUAAAAACAUUUGUAAAUUUUUACUACGCUUUAACACCAUUCAGAUGUUUAUUAUUGAAAAAAAUAAAUCCGGAAAAAUGGAAAAUUAUAAAAAAUAUGGAAUCGCACACGAAUGAGAGAAAAAAAGAUGGAAAACUAUGGGAAACAAAUGAAAAAAUGGCCGUUGAUAUUAUUAAAAAUGUCUGGGGAUUAUCUGAUGAUGAUGAUGAUAAUGAUAUUCAUUUUGUCUGUGGAAUACUCGAGGUAAAUAGUUUUGAAGUAAAUUUUCAAAAUGUUCAAAGUUUACGAGCUUUAUACUCGAAUGCUUUUUUAUUUUCUCAUAAUUGUAUACCAAAUACGAGUCAUUCCAACAAUAACGAAUUCAAAUUAAUUUUUCGCACUACGACAUUCAUACAAAAAAAUUCGGCCGUGACGAUCAGUUAUGCCUACACGUUACAGCCGACACUAUUACGGAGAAAACAUUUGGAAAAGACUAAAUUUUUUCAAUGUAAUUGUCAAAGAUGUUCUGAUCCUACUGAACUUAAUACAUUUAUAGGUGGUGUAAAAUGUCAAAUAUGUAAAAAUGGAUUUUACCUUCCAGAAAAUUCAUUAGACAAUAAAUCUAUGUGGUUUUGUAAUUCUAUAAAAGGUUGCAAAGCUCAAAUUCAAGCCUCAAAUAUUGAAUGUACCAUUGAAAGAUUUUUUAACGAGUUGGAUGGUAUUAACGGAAAUGAUGUUGAAAGUUAUGAAUAUUUUAUAAUUAAAUGUCAAGAAAUAUUUCAUAAAAAUCAUUAUCUAUGCUUAUCUGCAAUGCAUUGUUUGAGUCAGUUAUAUGGAAAAAUUAAUGGCUACCUAAUUAAUGAUUUAACAGAAGAACAAUUAUUAAGAAAAAUUGACAUAUGUAAAACUUUACUAUCAAUAUUUGAUAAAUUAGAUCCAGGACAUUCAAAACAGAGAGGUAUUCUUUUGUAUGAACUUCAAGCUCCAUUGAUGGUUUUAAUUAAUAGAAAAUAUCAAAACCAACAAAUUUCACAAAAAGAAUUAAAAAAUCAAAUAAAACAAGUUAUUAAAUAUUUAGAAGAAGCUUUUCUCAUACUUUCAAAGGAACCUGAAAAUUCAGUUGAAGGAAACAUGGCUCAAGCUUCUAAAGAAGCUUUAAAGGCUCUAAGGCUUUAA